AUGUGCUGGCUGCUGGUGCCCUGAGAGGCCCUGCACCACGUGGCAGUGACCAGGGCCACUCACGGCAAUGAGACAGCUAGCACCUACCUGGCCCGGCACCGGCUGCAGGUCCCAGGGGAGGUGCAGAGACUCAGCUUCUCCACCAUGCCUGUGCUGCUGGCCAACCCGCUGGCCUCAGCUGCCUGCUGCCGCUAUGUGGGCCAUGACCUCAGUCAUGCCUUCACCGGGUCCUUCCUAAAUGCCAGGGCCAACCCGGAUGACCCACAUGAGGUGUCAAGGGCCAGAGACCUGAACCAGCUGCUGGGGCCCAGGGCCUCGGGCCGGCCUUCACUUAUCCCAGACCUUCCCAACACCACGGCCUCACCUGGAAGGGCCCUGAGCUCCUGGCCAGGUCAUCCCGCACCAGUGGCGCCCUGGAGCUGCGCCCUGGCCUCAAGCGUGCUGCGGGCCAACCUUUUCACCAGGAUGAGGGUCCUGGUGGCCGCAGCUGUAGACUUCAUCGAGCUGUUCAAGAGACCCCCGGGGGAUGGGCUCACAGACCCAGCCUCCUGCACAGGCAUGGAGAUGGAAGCAUAUGGAACCGUAGGCAGCGUGGACUUCCCACGCACCGAGGCCGGGGACCUGGCCGGCACCGUGCACCCUCAGCUGCGGGACUGAGACUUCGAGCCACUGCGGCCUGGAGCACCCAUCUUCCAGAUGUUCAGAGGUGAGGACGUGCUCUGUGAGGGGGAGUCCACCAUGGACCCUGUGUUCAUCAACAAGGUUGCCUACUACGAGGAGGGCAUUGCCUUCAUCCAGACUGAGAAGCUCACGUUCUCCGUGCCUGCCCUGCCCGCACUGGCCUCCACCCCGCCAGGGUCCCUAAUCCAGGCCACACCUGCCCGGCCUCAGCCCGCCCUUCUGAACAUGCCCAGCGGGAAGAUCCCAUAG
Messenger RNA from Eubalaena glacialis (North Atlantic right whale), 930 nucleotides. It is a transcript of the gene ACY3, whose product is annotated as aminoacylase 3. Gene Ontology annotation, molecular function: aminoacylase activity; hydrolase activity, acting on ester bonds. NCBI's taxonomy places the organism in Eukaryota, Metazoa, Chordata, Mammalia, Artiodactyla, Balaenidae. The record is from RefSeq and is a predicted model, not a curated record.